Molecule: messenger RNA, 2223 nt
Organism: Tachysurus vachellii
Lineage: Eukaryota; Metazoa; Chordata; Actinopteri; Siluriformes; Bagridae
Gene: vps36
Product: vacuolar protein sorting 36 homolog
Exons: 14
Coding region: 122-1267 (381 amino acids)
Biological process (GO): protein transport to vacuole involved in ubiquitin-dependent protein catabolic process via the multivesicular body sorting pathway
Cellular component (GO): ESCRT II complex; late endosome membrane
Molecular function (GO): phosphatidylinositol-3-phosphate binding; ubiquitin binding
Source: RefSeq, a predicted model, not a curated record
AGGCACUGAGUCGGGCAGCAUACCGGAAGUAAACAUUAGCUGGCUAAGAAACUUCAUGUUGGAAAUGUGUUAAUCCAUAUUAAUAUAUCAACACAAGUAUUUAUAUAUAUAUAUCUUAAGUAUGGAUCGAUUCAUGUGGACUAAUGGACUUCUUGAAAUGAACGAAACCUUAGUAAUCCAGCAGAGGGGUGUUAGACUGUAUGACGGAGACGACAAGGUGAAACUCGACGUAGGAGUCGUCCUCUUAAGCACACAUCGAUUAAUUUGGAGGGAUCAAAAGAAUCAUGAGUGCUGUAUAUGUAUACCGUUGUCUCAGAUCAUAUUUUUUGAGGAGCAGGCUGCAGGAAUUGGAAAGAGUGCCAAAAUUGCCAUUCACCUGCAUCAAUCUCCUGCUAAUAAAGAGCCUGGGCCAUACCAGCACAGCAAAUUCUCCUACAUUAAAUUAUCCUUUAAAGAACAUGGGCAAAUUGAGUUUUACAGACGUCUGACAGAGGAAAUGACUCAGAGGAGGUGGGAAAAAACGCCAGUGUCACAGCCAAUUAGUCCAGCAGGACUGCAGGCAGGAAGAACACGUGCAGUAGGUAUUGUUGGCAUUGAGCGGAAGCUGGAGGAGAAAAGGAAAGAGAUGGACAAAAACAUUUCAGAGGCUUUUGAAGAUCUCAGCAAGCUUAUGGAGAAGGCUAAAGAGAUGGUUGAGCUUUCCAGAUCCAUCGCCAACAAAAUCAAAGACAAACAGGGGGACAUCACUGAGGAUGAGACUAUUCGCUUCAAGUCGUAUUUGUUGAGCAUGGGCAUUGCCAACCCUGUAACCAGGGAAACACACGGCUCAGGCACACACUACCACAUGCAACUUGCUAAACAGCUGGGAGACAUGCUGCAGGCACCACUAGAGGAGCGAGGGGGAAUGAUGGCUCUCACAGAGGUCUACUGCUUAGUAAACCGAGCACGAGGGAUGGAGCUUCUUUCUCCUGAGGACAUGGUCAAUGCCUGCAAGUUGUUUGAGUCUCUGAAACUCCCUCUCAGGUUGCGAGUGUUUGACAGUGGUGUAAUGGUGGUUCAGCUGCAAUCUCACAGUGAAGAAGAGAUGAUUGCAUCUGCUAUCGAUAAUGUGUCUGAUAAGGGCUCCUUGACAGCAGAGGAGUUUGCUAAACUUUUAGGGCUGUCUGUUCUUCUGGCAAAAGAGAGAUUGCUAUUGGCUGAGAAAAUGGGGCAUCUAUGCAGAGACGACUCUGUGGAAGGCUUACGAUUUUAUCCCAACUUGUUCUAAUGUACUAGUCUGAUCAGUACUCAUUUUUCUACUGGACUCAUUUUCUGCUGCUCACACAGCAUCCUCCAUACAGAAGUGUUCACAUUGUACACUGGACUUGGAAUUGCAGGAACAUAUAACAGUGAGCAGUGUGUUAUUGGUGAAAGUUGGUUUUGAUUCUAAUUUUACUGUACUUACUUCUUUAUAUAUGGGCAAGGCUUUGGAGAAGGCAUGCUUUUCAUUGAUUGGCUUCAAAAAGGUUUGUAAAAUGUACUAUAAAACCUGAAUUAGGUUUCUAUGUAAUAUCUUAUAUCCUAAUACUAAACAGUUAUUAUAAACUUAUUUCUGUACAGCAAGUCCUUGACUGAGAGCCUCAUGAAUGAAACCAAAGGCAUACUGUACAUGUGUAUGUAUAUAUACUGUAUACGGCAAAUGUAUGUGACACUUGACAGUCUAACCCACAUACCAUUCCAGAUUUCUGUUAUAAAUAUCCUGUACAUUUGGGAAGGUUUUCCACUAGAUUUUGAAAUCUUUGUCUGUGGGCAUUUGUGCUUAUUCAGCCAUAAGUGCAUUAAUGAAGUCAGACAUUGAUGUUGGGUGAAAAGUAAUGAUGUACGAUCUGUUAUCUAUGGCAUUGUUCCAUGUCAAAGAUGUUCAGUUGUGUUCAGGUCAGGGCUCUGUGCAGGAUAUGCAAGAUCCUCUUUGGCCAACUUGCCAAACUGCGUCUUCAUGGACUUUGAUUUGUACACAGGAUAUUGUCAGUUGGAACAUGUUCAAGCCCCUUAGUUCCAAUGAAUGUGAAGCUACAGCAUACAAAGACAAUUCCAGACAAUUGUUGCUUCCGACUUUUUGGUGACAGUAUGUGAAAGAACCACAUAUGUGAUUAUGAUAGUCAAAUGUCAUUAAACCUUUGGCCAUAUAGUGUAUUUUUAAUCCUACAUAUCCUGUGUUAACUAAAUAAAGUGACAUUUCUUCCA